UCACGCACCGUAUCCACUGAUCCCGCUUGGAGGACCAAACCCUCCCGCCUGGUCUUCCAGUCCCGCCCCAUCCCUCACAAUUUACUGGGAGGCGCCGCCAAUCUCCGGCCGCAUGCGUAGUGGCGGUCAGGGCAAAGACGCUGGUGCCCAAUCCGUGACAACAAAGUGCAGAGCUGGAUGAACACAGCAGGCCAAGCAUCAUCAUAGGAGUAGUAAGGCUGACGUUUCGGGCCUAGACCCUUCAUCAGAAAUGUAUUCAGUCUGACUGGCCCGCAGGGUGGUCAUCUCCGAUCCACGAACGGGAAAAUCCCAGUCCGGGUUUGCUGCAAACGGGAAAAUGGUUGCGGGGCUCAGGCAGUGACAGACUCAGUUUGCCAACGCCAUCUUUAUUGGGUGCAGCAGGACGCGUUCGCAGCCUUGUCGUCUCCGAAGGGAAGAUUUGAGGACAGCAAAUUCAAACCGAGUCAUCUUUUGUCCCUUCCGAAUUUCUAUUCUGGACUGACGGGCAUUGGAAAGCGGGGAUUUGGAGUUUCAAAACUGAAAUCACACAGAUUCUGAUGGAUUGAACUAAUUUAUUGUAACCUGAAUCUCAUCAGAUUUGAACAUGGAAGUAAAAAGCACCACUAACAGUGAGGAGAAACUGUACACGUUUUCUGUAUGUGAACAAGGCUUCAGCAAAUCGUCUGGUCUGUGGAGUCACAAAUGUGGUCACACUGAGAAAAAGUUGUGUAAAUGUGGAGACUGUGGGAAAGGAUUCAAUUACCCUUCCCAACUGAGAAAGCAUCAGUGCACUUUCAAUGGGGAGAAGCCAUGGAAAUGUACUGAGUGUGGGAAGGGAUUCAGUUACCCAUCUGAGCUGGAAAUUCACUGGCGCACCCACACUGGGGAGAAGCUGUUCACCUGCUCCCGAUGUGGGAUGGCAUUAGCUCACUUACACAGUCUGCUGAUACACCAGCGGGUUCACACAGGGGAGAGACCGUUCAACUGCACUGAGUGUGGGAAGGGAUUCACUACAUCAUCCAGCCUAGUGAUACACCAGCGAGUUCACACUGGGGAGAGACCAUUCACCUGCUCUGUGUGCGGGAAGGGAUUUGUUACAUCGUCCAGCCUGCUGAUACACCAGCGUGUUCACACUGGGGAGAGGCCUUUUAAAUGCUCAGUCUGCGAGAAGUGUUACCAAAGUUCUGGGGAACUGAUGUCUCACCAACGUGUUCACACUGAUGAGAGACCAUUCAUAUGCUCUCACUGUGGGAUUGGCUUCAAGCGAUCAUCUCAACUCACGGUACACCAGCGAAUUCACACUGGGGAGAGGCCGUUCACCUGCAAUGAGUGUGGGAAGGGAUUCACUCAGACAUCCAGCCUGUUGGAACACCAGCGAGUUCACACUGACCACAGACCUUUUAAAUGCUCAGACUGCGAGAAGUGUUUUAAGAGUCCUGGGAAUCUGAAGUGUCAUCGCCGUGUUCAUACCAAUGAGAGGCCAUUCAUGUGCUUUCACUGCCGGACUGGGUUCAGGCGAUCAUUUGACCUCAGUGUACACCUACGGGUUCACACUGGGGAGAGACCGUUCACCUGCUCUGAGUGUGGGAAGGGAUUUGCUCAUUCAUCCAACCUCACUACACACAAGCGAAUUCAUACUGGGGAGAAACCAUCCAUCUGCUUGGAAUGUGGGACGGGAUUCGCUCAGUCAUCCAAUCUUGCUGUACACCAAGACACUCACAACAUGGAGAAACUAUGGAAAUGUGGGAACUGUGAAAAGGAAUUCAGAUCUCCAUCCCAGCUGGAAAUUCAUCAACGUAGUCACACUGGAGAGAGGCCAUUCACCUGCUCUGAGUGUGGGAAGGGAUUCACUCAGUCAUCUAACCUGCUGAAACAUCAGCGAGUUCACACUGGGGAAAGGCCAUUCACCUGCUCUGAAUGUGGGAAGGGAUUCACUCAAUCAACCAGCUUCAUGGCACAUCAGCGAAUUCAUACAGGAGAAAGACCAUUCAGUUGCUUGUUCUGUGGAAAGAGGUUCAGGAAUUCAUCCAACCUCACUGCACACCAGCGAGUUCACAGUGGAGAGAAACCAUUCACUUGCUCCAUAUGUGGGAAAGGAUUCACUCAGUUAUCUAGCUUGUUGACACACCAGCGACUUCACACUGAGGAGAAACCAUUUACCUGCUCGCAAUGUGGGAAGAGAUUCACCCAGUCAACCAACUUGUUGACGCACCAGCGAGUUCAUACCGGAGAGAGGCCAUUCACCUGCUCCACUUGUGGGAAGAGAUUCAUUACUUCUUCCAACCUGCUGACUCACCAGCGAGUUCACAGUGGGGAGAGACCAUUUACCUGUUUUGACUGUGGGAAGGGAUUCAUUCAGUCAUCCACCCUGCUGAUACACCAGCGAGUUCAUACUGGGGAUAGGCCAUUCCUCUGCUCAGAGUGUGGGAAGGGAUUCACUCAGUUGUCCAGCCUGCUGACACACCAGCAAGUUCAUUCUGAGGAGAAACCAUUCACCUGCUCUGAUUGUGGGAAGGGAUUUGUUCAAUCAUCCAAUUUGUUGACACACCAGAGAGUUCACACUGGGGAGAAACCAUUCACUUGCUCCACUUGUGGGAAGGAAUUCAGUACUUCAUCUAACUUGUUGACUCACCAGCGAGUUCAUGGUGGGGUGGAAUAACUGAUUCAUGAAAGCUGUGGCACUGAUUCAAGAACUCUCAAGAAGAACUUGAUUACAACAAAACAAUGCACGUUUAUUUCAAUCUGGAAGUGAUCUUGAGUUCAAAAUAUACAAUUCAGUGUUUGAAAUUGACUUGCAUCUCCAAUUAGAAAGUGCUUCACAGCAGCAUCUCCACUGUGAAAUUAAAUAAUCAAAGAACAGAAAAUAUUAAACUAUUUUACAGGCAGAUGAAUAAAAGCUUCAUAAACCAAUAUUGAUAUUUGCAGUCAAAAAUGUGGAGCUGGAAAAGCACAACAGUUCAGACAGCAUCCGAGGAGAAGGAAAGACAAUGUUUCGCAUCGGAGUCGUUCUUCAGGACUUGAUAUUUGGAUGUUGCUGAGAUCAAUCAUUAUAACACCAGCAGCAAUAUUUGGUGAAGACAGAACCCACAACAAAGACUGAAUUUGAGACUUACACAGUGGAGGUGAUGUCUGUGAUUGAUGCAAAAAGCAAAGCUGACUAAUGCUCAAUUGAAAUUGAACAGCUAGAACAUUGUGUACUGCUUGAAAGUAGUCACGACAUUGUAUAAAAGACAGGGAUAUAAACACUGAUCAGCCGAGUUAAGAAAUCCAAACUCUCUGCAACAGUGGUGUCUACAUGUUAUGAUUGCUGGGAUCAAAGAGGGCUUUUGGUCCUACCUGGCCCAAAAUUGCCCCGUUAAAAUUGGGAGAUAGUGAAGGAGUCACCAACAAAUGUUCUGCUGGCUCACACGUGGCUGAGUUGUACUCCUGUGAAAUAGAGACCUCCCAAUCUCCUGAGAAAGGGUCAAUGGACUUAAGACGUUAACUCUGUUUUUGUCUCCACAGAUGCUGCCAGACCUGCUGAGUUUCUCUAGCAAAAUCUGUUUUUGUUCCAGAUCUGCCAAUCUCUGUUUGACACUCUCUCACAAUUUUGUUUCAGGAUUGAGUUGGACAAGGAAUUCCCAUCACUUGAGCUUGAAAAGCCAUUGACUGCUCAGCAGUGAUAGGACAGGUCCACAGGUUAAGGUGCUGAACUGGAGCAGGGCCAAUUUUGGGGCCAUUAGGCAGAAUCUAGCAGAGGUCGAUUGGGUAAGUCUGUUUGAAGGCAAAGGAAUGACUGGAAAAUGGGAGGCUUUUAAAAGUGAUAUCAAGAGUCCAGGGACAGCAUGUCCCUGUAAGAGUGAAGGGAAAAGCUGGCAGGUUUAGGGAUUCCUGACUGACAAAGGAUAUUGAGGCUCCGGUCAAGAAAAAGAAGGCAUACAUUGUGUUUAAGCUAUUGGACACAAGUGAAUCCCUAAAUGACUAUAAAAAGUGUAAGAGCACACUUAAGAGGGAAAUCAGAAGGGCAAAAAGAGGGCAUGAGAUGGAAUUGGCAGAUAAGGUUAAAGAUAAUCCCAAGAAGUUCUAUAUCUAUAUUAAGAGGAUGACGAGGGAGAGAAUAGGUCCCCUUAAAGAUCAGCAUGGCCAUCUAUAUGAAGCCACAGGAGAUGGGGGAAAUCUUUUAAUGAUUGUUUCCCUUCGGUGUUUACUGUGGAGACAAUCACGGAUGCUAAGGAAAUAACGGAAAUAAGUGAGGAUGUUUUGGACCGCAUACAUAUUACCAGAGAGGAGGUGUUUGCAGCCUUAAAGCGCAUUAAGUUGAAUAAAUCCCCUGGACCUGAUCAUUUCCACCCUUGGAUUUUGUGGGAGUCUAGGGGAGAAAUUGUAGAGGCCCUUGCAGAGAUUUUUGCUUCAUAUUUAGCCACUGGUGAAGUUCCAGAAGUCUGGAGGGUGGCCAAUGUUGUUCCAUUUUUUAAGUAAGGCAGCAACGAGACAAGGAACUACAGGCCAGCAAGCCUGACAUCAGUAAUAGGCAAGGUACUGGAGAGGACACUGAGGCACAGGAUCAACCAACAUUUGGAUAGUCGUGGUCUGAUUAGGGAUAGUCAGCAUGGAUUUGUGUGCGGGAAGUCAUGUCUAAUAAAUCUUUCAGAGUUUUUCAAAGAAGUAACCAAGAGGAUAGAUGAGGGUAGGGAAGUGGAUACGGUCUAUAUGGACUUUAGUAAGGCCUUUGACAAGGUUCUGCACGGCAGUCUAGUCAGGAAGGUUAGGUUGCACGAGCUCCAGAGAUGUGAAUGUUCAAGGCAUGAUUACUAAGUUUGCGGAUGAUACAAAAUUAGGAGGUAUCAUUGAAAGCAA
Messenger RNA from Rhincodon typus (whale shark), 4836 nucleotides. Its product is annotated as gastrula zinc finger protein XlCGF7.1-like. The coding region runs from base 605 to 2659 and encodes 684 amino acids. The record is from RefSeq and is a predicted model, not a curated record. Gene Ontology annotation, biological process: regulation of transcription by RNA polymerase II. NCBI's taxonomy places the organism in Eukaryota, Metazoa, Chordata, Chondrichthyes, Orectolobiformes, Rhincodontidae. The transcript has 5 exons. Gene Ontology annotation, molecular function: RNA polymerase II cis-regulatory region sequence-specific DNA binding; DNA-binding transcription factor activity.